Cuscuta epithymum is the source of this 2232-nucleotide messenger RNA. NCBI's taxonomy places the organism in Eukaryota, Viridiplantae, Streptophyta, Magnoliopsida, Solanales, Convolvulaceae. The record is from the annotation of a GenBank genome assembly.
GCCCAGGUGAAGUAGUAAAGCUGUAAAGCUUAUCUCUUUUGACGUGUCUCUGUAAAAACCCCACUUUUCACACUUUCCAUGUGUCUAUAUAUACACAUAUUAUACUGCCAGUCUCCUUUCUCACAAGUUUGAGGUUAAAUUUUAGUUGUCUUUUUGUGUUUUUGUGGUGCAGGUGAGUGGAAAGAUUCACUUGUGUAGAACUUUGUCAGUUUGAUCCUGUUCUGCUUCAGGAAUUCAAAAGGAAAAAUGAUGAGCAGAACUGUGGAUCUCCGGUCUGACACAGUUACUAAGCCAACGGAAUCCAUGCGGGCUGCAAUGGCAAGUGCUGAAGUAGAUGAUGAUGUUUUGGGCUAUGACCCAACGGCUCAACGCCUUGAAGCUGAGAUUGCUAAGAUAAUGGGCAAAGAAGCAGGCCUUUUCGUUCCUUCGGGCACCAUGGGUAACCUAAUAAGUGUGCUUACUCAUUGUCCAAUUAGGGGAAGUGAGGUAAUUCUUGGUGAUUAUUCACACAUCCACAUUUAUGAAAAUGGAGGCAUUUCCACCAUAGGAGGUGUUCAUCCAAGGACAAUAAGAAACAAUGAUGACGGAACAAUGGAUCUCGAUCUGAUUGAAGCAGCAAUCCGAGAUCUUAGAUUUGAGAUAUGUUACCCAACCACUAGACUUAUCUGCUUGGAAAACUCAUAUGCACAUUCUGGAGGCAGAUGCCUCUCAGCAGAGUAUACAGACAAAGUUGGAGAGCUAGCAAAGAAAUAUGGGAUCAAACUUCAUAUUGAUGGAGCUCGCAUAUUCAAUGCCUCUGUUGCACUUGGCGUCCCCCCUAGCAGGCUUGUGCAGGCUGCUGACUCUGUUUCUGUUUGUUUGUCAAAAGGUCUGGGUGCUCCGGUAGGAACUGUAAUUGUUGGUUCAAAAGGCUUCAUUGACAGGGCUAAGAUUUUGAGGAAGACUUUGGGGGGUGGAAUGAGACAGGUUGGCGUCUUGUGUGCUGCUGCUCUCGUCGGAUUUCAAGAAAAUGUUUCUAAGCUCAAAGAAGACCAUAAAAGGGCUAAACUUUUAGCGGCUGGGCUUAACAAAAUUAGUGGACUGAAAGUCGACAUUGCUACGGUAGAGACAAACAUCGUCUACUGCGACGUACUCAAGGAGGCAGGCGUAACAGAACUGGAUUUGUGCAAGAUCUUAGCGGAACUUGGUGUACUCACUCUACCUGAAGGCAUACAAAGAAUCAGAUUUGUGAUUCACCACCAGAUUUCGGAUGCUGAUGUGCAAUAUGCAAUAUCAUGCACUGAGCGAGCAGUGGUGGGGGUGGCAAAUGGAAAUUGUGACCAUUGAAACUCAGCUUAUGAUUUAUUUCAGAAGUGUCUACUUAGUAAAUGGUUGCAUCGUAGACAUUCUGAACUACUCUUUCAGUUUUCUAUUAGCAGCUUUUCAUUUAUCCCAUCUUCAUGUUGUUUUUAAGAUGUCCAGACUCCAGAAAGAGGACUUUUAUUGUAAUCAGGUAUGGCCAAUAGACCUGAAUACAUCAGCAUGGUUUUGGGUAUAGGGCUCCCUAAGUCCCUAUGAAUGUUCGGUUUCAACUCGCGAAAUCAUAAACGGAAAAUCACACUUUUACUAGUCUCCCAUUACUUUAAAUUAUAAGAAUCACUAGACUAAAUUAAUAAUGGGAAAAUAGUGUCCGGGUUAUAUAUGUCAAUGACUCAAUGAUCAACUACAUGACUAAACGUGUGGUUUCAACAAGAUACGUGUGGUUUCAACAAGAUAAAGUCAGGACAUGAAAAUGGUGAACACAGGUGAGUUCAAUCAAAAGAAGUCACUAAGUAGUGAAACAGCUUUUUCUUCAGAGAAGUUUUUUCUUUCUUCCAUUUGUAACUGAUCUUGCACAAAUCUAGUUCUUGUUAGAUUCCGUUUAGAAGAUUCGCAUCUUUGUUAGAUCAUAUGAAUGUUGUUGGCAGAUCUUCUACCAGAAUCUCACAUUGAUUCAAGAAGAGAUGGAGGUCACAUCGGGAUUCUGGUAAAAAACAAUAAGAGGAAUUUUAUUGUGUUAUCUUACCAUCACUAAAUCCCAUUACUAUCUAAGUUGAAAAAUAAUGGCAUGUGUACUACUUGGAUGAACUUUGUACAAAUCAGGCUUCUUCCCUCCAUUUCUAUCAGAUUUAAGUCAUUUAACUUGAAGAUUGAGUGACGUGUGCGACCUUUUGAGGAUUUGUAUACACAAAUAUUUCUGAUAAAGAAUCUAAA